Archocentrus centrarchus (flier cichlid) is the source of this 1856-nucleotide messenger RNA. It is a transcript of the gene aplnra, whose product is annotated as apelin receptor a. Gene Ontology annotation, biological process: immune response; neutrophil chemotaxis; calcium-mediated signaling. Bases 147 to 1232 code for a protein of 361 amino acids. Gene Ontology annotation, cellular component: external side of plasma membrane; membrane. Lineage: Eukaryota; Metazoa; Chordata; Actinopteri; Cichliformes; Cichlidae. The transcript has a single exon. The record is from RefSeq and is a predicted model, not a curated record. Gene Ontology annotation, molecular function: C-C chemokine receptor activity; C-C chemokine binding.
CUCUCACAGGAUCUGCUCAGAAACUCCAGCUCCUAUGAUUCACUGACUUUUGCUUUGAUUCACCCUUUGGAACUUUACAGGACGCUUAACUUUUUUCCCUUGAAAUUAAGGAUUUUUUUUCUCUUAAGAACAAAAGUCACUGCAGCAUGGAGACCACCACUGUGGAAUAUGCUGAUAGCUAUGAGUACUAUGAUGACAAUGAGACUGUGUGUGACUUCUCAGAGUGGGAGCCCUCUUACUCCCUCAUCCCGGUUCUCUACAUGCUGAUCUUCAUCCUAGGUUUGUCAGGUAAUGGCGUGGUCAUCUUCACUGUCUGGAGAUCCAAAUCUAAGCGCCGGGCUGCAGAUGUCUACAUAGGAAACCUGGCCCUUGCUGACCUCACCUUUGUGAUAACCCUACCUCUCUGGGCUGUGUACACAGCACUGGGCUACCACUGGCCCUUUGGCGUGGCUCUGUGCAAGAUCAGCAGCUAUGUUGUUCUGGUCAACAUGUAUGCCAGUGUUUUCUGCCUCACUUGCCUGAGCUUUGACCGCUAUCUGGCCAUAGUGCACUCUCUGUCCAGCAGCAGACUUCGCUCGCGAGGCACAAUGUUGGCAUCGCUGGGCGCUAUUUGGCUUCUGUCUUGUCUCCUGGCCGUGCCCACGCUGCUGUUCCGCACCACUGUGAAUGACCAAAACAGCAACCGGACCACAUGCGCCAUGGACUUCAGCCUGGUGACCAUGAACCAGAGGCAUGAGUCCCUGUGGAUUGCAGGACUUAGUCUGUCCUCCUCUGCCUUGGGUUUCCUCCUACCUUUCUUGGCCAUGACCAUCUUCUACUGCUUCAUCGGCUGCACCGUCACACGUCACUUCAACAACCUGCGCAAGGAGGACCAGAAGAAGAAACGACUGCUGAAAAUCAUCACCACUUUGGUGGUGGUGUUUGCCAUCUGCUGGACUCCCUUCCACGUGCUGAAGAGCAUGGAUGCCCUCUCCUACCUGAACCUUGCUCCGAGCUCCUGCGGCUUCCUGCGUUUCCUGCUGCUGGCUCACCCCUACGCGACCUGCUUGGCCUACGUCAACAGCUGCCUCAACCCGUUCCUGUAUGCCUUCUUUGACCUGCGCUUUCGCUCCCAAUGUCUGUGCCUGCUCAACCUGAAGAAGGCUAUGCAUGGUCAGAUGAGCUCCAUGUCGUCUACUCUCAGCGCCCAGACUCAGAAGUCAGAGGUUCAGUCUCUGGCCACCAAGGUUUAGAGAGUAAAGUGAAACAGGGCUGCUGCAGGACAGCUCCAACAGCUGGAACACUUAUAAAAGUACAGACUUUAUGUGUCCAUUGUUCAAAGCUGGUAAGAUGAGAUAAUGAACUUUGAAUUGUCACUGCCUGCAGUCAUGAAAUCCAUUUUGUGUCCAUCCCAUUGUACAGUGAGAGAGGUCCAUGCUCUGUAUGCUGUGUGGACUUGGGAAGCUGGAGCCAGCUGGCUGAGCUCCUUAGCUGCAUUGUUCCUCAAAUUCUCAGAGAAAAACUCUUUAUUUUUUUCUGUUUUGUAUUUGCAGAAGUUUUCAUUUAUAUCAUGAAAGAAGGCAAAAAAUAUGAAUUUUGUGAGGAAAUCUCUUUACACUGGAUGAAACAUAAAGCUAUACAAUAUUUUCAUACCAUUUAUGUUCAGAUGUGUUGCUGUUUUAUUGUAGAAGCACUUGUACAUGAGCAGGGAAAUCAAACAGAGCUGUGUCCUCGUCAAAGCUUGAUGUUUUCAAAGGUAGAAGUUGGGGCUACAGAAAGGAGGGAGGGAGGUGUAAGGUGUUGCAGCUUAAUUAUAUAGUUUGUGGGGAGGAGAUGGGGCAGACAGGCAGAUGGCAGUUGACAAAUGUUGUUGAGGG